GCCACCCACGCCUUCUGCAAUGCACUUCACAAUAUAAUCAUUGUAAAAAUGUGUGGGUUUUUUUUUAAUCGCAAGAAAAUUAAUAUUCAAAUGAUCUGCAAAAACAUAGACCCCCGAGAUGCGGCGCGCCGGGCUGGGGUCGGUGGGGCGGGGCUUGUGGUCACGUGAGUGUCUAGGCCCGCCCCCCUCUGCAGCUGAAGACUUCCCCUCCCGCAGUGACAGAGCCUCUGGGUCUGUGAUCGCUACAGUUUCUGCACCUCGCGCCCCGGCAGUUGUCAACAUUGGAAGAAAGAAGUGUGAAAGAAGAAACAGAAAGAUAAAAGGCAGGAUAUCCACAGUAACUUGCAUGGAAGACUACAUGUUUGCGCAUGUCUGUUUAAGAUGAAUUGCAGAAAGAAUCACCAUGUUUAGUGGUUAUCUCAGAGUGGUUGGAUGGGCAUUUCAGGUAAAUUAACAUGAUGGAUUUCUCCAAGCUACCCAAAAUAGCUGAUGAAGAUAAAGAAAGCACAUUUGGUUAUGUGCAUGGGGUCUCAGGACCUGUGGUCACAGCCUGCAACAUGGCAGGGGCUGCCAUGUAUGAGCUGGUGAGAGUGGGCCACAGUGAGUUGGUUGGAGAGAUUAUCCGUUUGGAGGGUGACAUGGCUACCAUCCAGGUGUAUGAAGAAACUUCUGGUGUGUCUGUUGGAGAUCCUGUACUUCGCACUGGUAAACCCCUCUCCGUAGAACUUGGUCCUGGCAUUAUGGGAGCCAUUUUUGAUGGUAUUCAAAGACCUUUAUCGGAUAUCAGCAGUCAGACCCAAAGUAUCUACAUUCCUAGAGGAGUAAAUGUGUCUGCUCUUAGCAGAGAUAUCAAGUGGGAUUUUACACCUUGCAAAAGCCUACGGGUUGGUAGUCAUAUCACUGGUGGAGAUAUAUAUGGAACUGUCAUUGAGAACUCGCUCAUCAAACACAAAAUCAUGUUACCCCCACGAAACAGAGGAACUGUGACUUAUAUUGCACCACCUGGGAAUUAUGAUACCUCUGAUGUUGUCUUGGAGCUUGAAUUUGAAGGUGUAAAAGAGAAGUUCAGCAUGGUCCAAGUUUGGCCUGUACGUCAAGUUCGGCCUGUCACUGAGAAGCUACCAGCCAAUCAUCCUUUGUUGACUGGCCAGAGAGUCCUGGAUGCUCUUUUUCCAUGUGUACAGGGAGGAACAACUGCAAUCCCUGGGGCUUUUGGCUGUGGAAAGACUGUGAUCUCACAGUCUCUAUCCAAAUAUUCCAACAGUGAUGUGAUCAUCUAUGUAGGAUGUGGUGAAAGAGGAAAUGAGAUGUCUGAAGUCCUUCGGGACUUCCCAGAGCUUACAAUGGAAGUUGACGGUAAGGUAGAGUCAAUCAUGAAGAGAACAGCUUUGGUAGCCAAUACCUCCAAUAUGCCUGUUGCUGCAAGAGAAGCUUCUAUUUAUACUGGAAUUACACUGUCAGAAUAUUUCCGUGACAUGGGCUAUCAUGUCAGUAUGAUGGCUGAUUCUACCUCUAGAUGGGCUGAGGCCCUUAGAGAAAUCUCUGGUCGCUUAGCUGAGAUGCCUGCAGAUAGUGGAUAUCCUGCAUAUCUUGGUGCCCGCCUGGCCUCUUUCUAUGAGCGAGCAGGCAGAGUGAAAUGUCUUGGAAAUCCUGAAAGAGAAGGGAGUGUCAGCAUUGUAGGAGCAGUUUCUCCACCUGGUGGUGAUUUUUCUGACCCGGUUACAUCUGCCACUCUUGGUAUUGUUCAGGUGUUCUGGGGCUUAGAUAAGAAACUAGCUCAGCGUAAGCAUUUCCCCUCUGUCAACUGGCUUAUCAGCUACAGCAAGUACAUGCGUGCCUUGGAUGAGUACUAUGACAAACACUUCACAGAGUUUGUUCCUCUGAGGACUAAAGCCAAAGAGAUUUUGCAGGAAGAAGAAGACCUGGCAGAAAUUGUGCAGCUUGUGGGAAAAGCUUCACUAGCAGAAACAGAUAAAAUCACUCUGGAGGUUGCAAAACUUAUCAAGGAUGAUUUCCUACAACAAAAUGGAUAUACUCCUUAUGACAGGUUCUGCCCUUUCUACAAGACAGUAGGAAUGCUCUCCAACAUGAUUGCAUUUUAUGAUAUGGCCCGUAGAGCUGUUGAAACCACUGCCCAGAGUGACAAUAAAAUCACAUGGUCCAUUAUCCGUGAGCACAUGGGGGAAAUCCUCUAUAAACUUUCCUCCAUGAAAUUCAAGGAUCCAGUGAAAGAUGGUGAGGCUAAGAUCAAGGCCGACUACGCACAACUCCUUGAAGAUAUGCAGAAUGCAUUCCGUAGCCUUGAAGAUUAGAACUGUGAUUUCUUUCCUCCUUUUCCUGAGCAAAGUUCCUAUGUGUACAUUUUCCUAAAUUUCUCAUCUCAAACCCUUUGCUUCUUUAUUGUGCAGCUUUGAGAUUAGUGCCUAUGUGUGUUAUCAUUUGUUACCCUGUUUAUUUGACAAGUCUUAUAUAAAGCAAACAUUCCUUUGUACACGUGUUUGAAGGACCUCCCUAAUCCUUUAUCUGAAGUGGUGAAUGUAGUAAAUAUGAUAUGCAAUGGCUACACUACUGUAAACUUGUAUGUAUGGUGACAUCCCUCCUUGUCCUUGGUUUGCCCUUUCCUCAUCACCAUUAAAUUGUAAACAGGACUACUGCAUGUACUCUCUUUGCAAUGCAUUUGGAAUGGAAGGCCAGAUUUCCAUACAUUUUUGAUAGGUACUCUGUGAAAUGACUCAAUAUCUACAUGGUAAGGUUAUUUGUAGCUUAGCAUUUUGCUAAGUAACUAUUUCGUUUCUUUUUUAAACAUGAAUGUUUAUGUAUUACUCCCUCCAGUGUAAAUCAGGAAUAUUUAUGGGAAACUGUUGGGAACCUACUGUUUUCAAAACAGGCCUUUGUGGGACUCAGCAUGAUGUAUGACUCACUACCCUCUUAAAAAGUGAAAAAAGGAACCAGGCAGUCAAAUUUAGAUUGACAUCAUCGAAUUAAAGCAUGUUUUAUUUCACUAGGAAAAAUUCAGUAUCAAGGAAUGUUAUUCUGCCCCAUUACUUGGAAAUUCUUUUUUUUUUUUAAUUAUAUUUAAAACAAGCAUCAAGAACUUGAUCCAUAUCACACCCUCUUUCUUUUCCUCAAACAUCUUAGUAGCCUAAACUUCUCAGAAUCAUGUGGCAGUGGGAUGGGCAGUAAAAUGUCACCGAGAAGAUAUUUAGUAGUGGUUGAAGACUGUUGGCACCUUUAAGGAUAAGUUGGGCUGUAGUGAUUCUUAGGUCCAUAGUGGCAUUAUGUUUUUACAAGAUAAUGACAUGUGUCACAUCUUUGUAUGUUUCUUUGUCGAAUUUUUGACAAAAUUUUUAACUUUACCAGUUACAGAAAAUAGCACCUUCAUGUAGUUUUUGAUUCAUUGGCUCGAAAGAUUUCUCAGAAUAUCUAUAGCCUUAGCAACAUUACAGUUUCUAUUCUGUUUUCAAGGACGAAAUUAAAUCUUGCAUCUGCUAAUAACAGAAACUGGGGGAAAAGAUCAUUUCAUCCUUAAGUAUAUGUUUUAAAAUAAUUUCUGUGUUUGCGGAAGAAGGCACACUGCAGAACAACUCUGAGAGCAACAGUUUCCCAUUAACUCUUUCUAGACAAUAGUCUGGCACCAUUGCUCCCUCGUGGGGAAGAGGAAAGGAUAUAUGAACAUGUCUAAAGAUCUCAAAUACCCAAAUGUAAUAGCCUAAGUAGAGUAUUUAUUGUAUGCCUCAAAUAUGUUGUUAUUUAAAUUUUUAGGUAAUGUAUUUCUUUUGGUCUUUUAUGGUCAGUCAGUACUGUUAAAGUACUUUACCAUCUGUUAAAGAUGCAAUCAGUAGGGAAUUCAGCUACAGUUUGUUUAAACCCUUGCAGAUUGCAUGUUCUUUUUUUAACCUUUCAGAAUAUUGGAAGAAUUAUGCGAUGAUUUGUUGAGAUGUGGACUUAAUGGUGCUGCUUUAAUCAGUUUGCUUCCAGUGUGGCUUCCUACCCAGAAGCCCUAGGACCAGUGGAAAUUAAAAGAAUUUCAAAAGCUUUCUGUUCCUACCUGAAGACCCUACCAGCAAAGUAGGAUUGUGUUAGUAAUGAAUGAUAUGAUAAAGUUUGACCAAGUUUGUUUUUUGUUAUUUUGAAUUUUUAUUGUACAUUCUCACUCCUUUUUAAGAAUGUUGAUGUAUGGGUGUGAAGAUGCUAGAGAAACUAUGCUCAGAUAUUCAUCAUAAAUGUCCCUUUCACCUUUGUUUUGUAAAAUUUCAGACUGGUCGCUGAUCGUAUUUCUUUAGUGAGAAUGUGGUAAAAUUACAACAAUCUUUUAAAAAGAUGAUGCAGUUCUAUAUUUAUUGUGCUGUGCCUGGUCCUAAGUGGAGCCAGUUAAAUAAGUUUCAUAUGUAUUUUUCCAGUGUUAAAUCUCACACAUUGUACCCUUUGGAAAUUUCCUUCCAUCCUGAAGAAUGAAUAGUAGAGGCCAUAUAUAUUGCCUCAUAUCCUUGAGAUUUCACUAUCUUUAUGUUAAAAGUUGUGUAUAAUUGUUAAAAUCUAUGAAAGAAUAAAAAGUGGAUUUAAAUUAACAUUUUUCCUUUUUGUGUACCUGGAAAGAACUACUAGAAAACAUGCUGCUUUACAUUUUGACUUACUGUUUUCAGUAUGAACUUUUACAUUUAAAAAUUUUU
Messenger RNA from Talpa occidentalis (Iberian mole), 4670 nucleotides. RefSeq names its product ATPase H+ transporting V1 subunit A (gene ATP6V1A). The transcript has 16 exons. Lineage: Eukaryota; Metazoa; Chordata; Mammalia; Eulipotyphla; Talpidae. Gene Ontology annotation, cellular component: lysosomal membrane; proton-transporting V-type ATPase, V1 domain. Gene Ontology annotation, molecular function: ATP hydrolysis activity; ATP binding; proton-transporting ATPase activity, rotational mechanism. Gene Ontology annotation, biological process: proton transmembrane transport; ATP metabolic process. The record is from RefSeq and is a predicted model, not a curated record. The coding region runs from base 456 to 2312 and encodes 618 amino acids.